CCGGGGUGGCCUCGAUGUCCCCGCUCCGCGCCCCGCGAGCAGCAGCACCAUCGGCCCGGCUCCACCUUAACCGGAGCGGCCGCGCCGCGCUGCCCGCGCCCGGGCGGCUCCGGCGGAGCGCAGGGGCGUUUAUCUCGCCCGGGAUCAGCCAAUAUUUGUGGCCACGUCAGGAGAACGAGCCCAUCCUCGCCCCGUGCUGCCGCUCAGUCCAGCUCCGCCACCCCGCUCCGUCCCCGGGGCGCUGCCGCCGGCUCAUCCCAUUCUGCUUCUCGGACACUGCUGGGACUCCCACGCUGUCACCUCUCGCCACCGAGAUGACGGUCACCGUGGCUCUCCUCCUCCUGAGCCUCCUGCGGACGGCUGCUGCCAAGGGCGAGUGGUGCCCGGCCUGCGGGGUGGCCGCGCUGGCCCCCGGGGCGCAGCGGGACGCGCUCCUGGCGCUGGCCAAGCAGAGCAUCCUGGCCAAGCUCCGCUUGCCCGGCAGGCCCAGCGUGCCGCAGCCGCCGUCCCGGGCCGCUCUCCUGACCGCGCUCCGCAGGAUGCGGGAGCAGCGCUCGGACCCUCCCGGGAUGCCCCGGGACGGCCGCGUCCCUGCCCGGCCCGGCCCGGGGCUGCAGGAGUACGAGAUGCUGAGCUUCGCUGAGCCGGGAUCCUCCACUUCCCGCAGCGUCCACCUGCAUUUCCGCUUCUCCCAGGAGGUGGCCGGGAGCACUGAGAUCCAGCAGGCCACCCUCUACCUGUUCUGGGCCGCCCCUGGCCGCGGGGCACAGCCCGUCACCGUCAGGCUCCUGCGGCCGGACCCGGCGGGGCCAAACAUGACAGUGGCCAGCGAGACGCGGCUGGAGGUGCAGAGACCCGGCUGGACCACGCUGGACGUUGGAGCAGCUGUCCGGAGCCUCUUCGGACAGGAGACGCCGCGGCUCACGGUGGAACUGGAGGUGCCAGAGGACUGGGGUUCCCCUCUCCCAUCCGACCACAGUGAUUCCCACUGGCCAUUUGUGGUGGCCCAAGCCCAGGCCAGGACACCCCACCGCGUCCGUCGGCGCGGCGUGGAUUGCGGCGCGGACUCGCGGAUGUGCUGCCGCCGGGAAUUCUUUGUGGACUUCAAGGAGAUCGGCUGGGAGGACUGGAUCAUCCAGCCCGAGGGGUACCACAUGAACUACUGCGCGGGGCUGUGCCCGCUGCACAUGGCCGGCAUUCCCGGCCUCGCCGCCUCCUUCCACACCGCCGUCCUCAACCGCAUCAAGGCGGCGAGCGCGGCGGCGGCCGUGGAUUCCUGCUGCGUUCCCACCCAGCGCCGGCCCCUCUCCCUGCUCUACUACGACCGCGACAGCAACAUCGUCAAGACCGACAUCCCCGACAUGAUCGUGGACUCCUGCGGCUGCACCUGAGCCGUGCCGGGGCGGGAGGGAGGACGGGACGUGGCGGGACGGGGCUCCCUCUUCCCGGCUCCCGGCUGGGAGGGAGGAGCUCUGCCGAGGGGGUUUCUCCUCCUGCGGGUGAAGCACCAAGGGUGAUGCUGAAUGUGCAAGUCCCCUCCAGUCUCACCUCCCACACGGCUCUUUCCCCCUUCGUAUCUGCCCGGGGACUUUUCUCACAGCCCCUCAGACCGGCUCCUGAUGGAGUCCAGAUGGACUGAUGGACUGACGGACUGAUGGACUGAUGGACUGACGGACUGAUGGACUGAUGGACUGACGGACUGAUGGACUGAUGGACGGACGGACUGACGGACUGAUGGACUGAUGGACUGAUGGACUGACGGACUGACGGACUGACGGACUGACGGACUGAUGGACUGAUGGACUGACGGACUGACGGACUGAUGGACUGAUGGACUGAUGGACUGAUGGACUGAUGGACUGAUGGACGGACGGACUGAUGGACUGAUGGACUGAUGGACUGAUGGACUGAUGGACGGACGGACUGACGGACUGAUGGACUGAUGGACUGAUGGACUGAUGGACUGAUGGACUGACGGACUGACGGACUGAUGGACUGAUGGACUGAUGGACUGAUGGACUGAUGGACUGACGGACUGAUGGACUGACAGACUGAUGGACUGACGGACUGACGGACUGAUGGACUGAUGGACUGACGGACUGAUGGACUGACAGACUGACAGACUGAUGGACUGACGGACUGACGGACUGACAGACUGACAGACUGACAGACUGACGGACUGGUGGACUGAUGGACUGACAGACUGAUGGACUGAUGGACUGACGGACUGACGGACUGACAGACUGACGGACUGACAGACUGAUGGACUGAUGGACUGACGGACUGACGGACUGAUGGACUGACGGACUGACAGACUGAUGGACUGGUGGACUGAUGGACUGACGGACUGAUGGACUGACGGACUGACAGACUGACGGACUGACAGACUGACGGACUGAUGGACUGACAGACUGAUGGACUGGUGGACUGAUGGACUGACGGACUGAUGGACUGAUGGACUGACAGACUGACGGACUGAUGGACUGACAGACUGAUGGACUGGUGGACUGAUGGACUGACGGACUGAUGGACUGAUGUACUGACGGACUGAUGGACUGACGGACUGAUGGACUGGUGGACUGAUGGACUGACGGACUGAUGGACUGAUGGACUGACAGACUGACGGACUGAUGGACUGACAGACUGAUGGACUGGUGGACUGAUGGACUGACGGACUGAUGGACUGAUGGACUGACGGACUGACGGACUGAUGGACUGACAGACUGACGGACUGACAGACUGACAGACUGACGGACUGAUGGACUGACGGACUUCUGCCCGAUGCUGCAAAGCCCGGUUCAGGACCGUCCCUCUCCCAUCCCAGCCCAAGGUCCUGGGGCACCCUGGGUGCAGCUAGAUCAGCACAGGACCCACCAGUGGCCACCCUGGGCUGCUGGGGCUGGCGAGGACAGAGGGCAGGGGUCGCCCCCAUGGCCCCACUCAGCUGGACACGCGGCUGAGCAGGGAGAGGAAAGGGAAAUCAAUCCCAGUGGGAGGAAUGUGUCUCUCUCUCCAAGCAUCCCAGCGAGCUGCUGUUCAAUAAAGACUCCCAGUGG
Messenger RNA from Vidua chalybeata, 3056 nucleotides. Its product is annotated as inhibin beta C chain-like. Lineage: Eukaryota; Metazoa; Chordata; Aves; Passeriformes; Viduidae. Gene Ontology annotation, molecular function: hormone activity; cytokine activity; growth factor activity. The record is from RefSeq and is a predicted model, not a curated record. Gene Ontology annotation, biological process: BMP signaling pathway; SMAD protein signal transduction. Gene Ontology annotation, cellular component: extracellular region.